UUAAUCGACUAUGUUGAGAACCAUCACAACAGAUAUCGUUAUCCGAAAAAUCUUUGUUGCAAGAGAUCGUACGUUCCGCGAAACGACCGCUUUCUGUUCGUGGAACAAAGUGUUUACAAGAGUAAUUCCAUUUAUAAAAAGAGUCACGCGUAUACGUAUUCGUUAUUUAACGUUUGGCCAGGUGUAAAUGCGGAUAAUCGUAAAUCGGUGGGCAAGAGCGGAGAACCCGUUGUUACGUCUUUCCACGUGGUGGAUCGUUUCGGGUCGAGCGAGUGGAAGGAUGGCCGCGUGAUGUACCCCGUGUUUGCAAGGGGGAUGAUGGAAAUGAUAUAAGUUUACAUAGAGGUAGGUAUGUUAAUGCACGGUAUAAAUAAGGAGGCACAUUCGGCGCCUAAUAGGACGCUAAUUGUGAUUAUAUACAACACAGCCGCGCGGAUGCAGCCUGAAUUUUAUAUACCUAUAUAACAUUUAUUGCCGGCCGUUGGACCGGUCGGGUGGCGACUAACAAAAAUCCGCAACGGCCGGGAAUUUAUAGUAAUGAAAGGAUGGAGAUUUAUACGGCGUUAUUGCUUUACAAAUGAUCCGAUAUCCUGGUCCGCUCUCCUCGUACUUAUAAUGGUUAAUUCGUGCAAGCAGGAUCUUUCCGACACCGGCCAGUUCAGACCACCUCGCCAUUAUACCGUAGGUAUAACGCAAAACGGAACGAGGUCUCUUGCAUUCUCGAUCCUCGAACUUAUUAAUUGCCAACAGUUUUAGAUAUAUAUAUAUAUAUGUUUUUUUGGAUUCGUUAAAUUAAUCUCUCGGUAAAUUGGACCCCAUUUACGAUGGGAAUCGGUAACACAUCGAAAGAAUUAUUGGUUAAUGAUUCUUUCGAAAUGGUCGAUUGUAUAUGGUAUGAAAAAUUUGAUAUUAAUACGACUUCGUUAUAAAUUAUAUUUUUGUGAAAUUUGAUAUUUUUAGAUUUUUUUUUUUUCAGUAUACGCGUUUUAGAAUAUUGGAAUUUGAUCGGUGAUUUUUAUUUUUUGAAAAUUAUAUUAAUAAUUGUUGUAUAAUAUUGAAUUAAAGGGGAAAAAUCGGAUAUUAAAGGGAAUAAGUAAUCGCGUACGGAUACAAAUAAAGUAAAGUGUAAGAGUAACACGGGGCGGUUAAAGGAAAAGGUAAAAAGAAAGAAGUAGAACCGAAUAAUUCUCGACGGAAUGGAAAAAGAACGGACGUGAACCGGAGUCUAGAGUUUAUGCAGCCAUUACCACAGGUGAACGCCGCAAGCAAUACGUUGGGUUACGCUGAUUUAAAAGCGCUCUUAGAUUCGGAUACCCUUUUUCUUCCAUUCUUUAACGGUUACAAAAGAUCUUUCUAUCUCUCAAUUUCGCCUCUUUUGUUUCCUUUGUUCCAUCUUUGUAAGAAUCACGUGUUCACGGUUACUACCGGAAUGAAUCUAUCCUUUAUCGUAUGUACUUUUAUUUCCGUAGCUCUUUCUUGUUAACGUUUGCUCGCUUCCUCGUGUCCUUGUUACUCGUACAAAUACACCAUGUAUCUUCUUUGUCAUUUAAUUUCUUCGUUUCAUCGUUUACAGAGAAUAACGAAGAAGAUGUUAGUAUUUCUUAGCGCAAACAACAUUUAUUUAUUUUACUAUUUAUUCCCCAAAUUCUUAAAUUUCUUCUCUCUAGAUUAUCUUGAUACGUCUCGUUGUAGUAAUAUCUUUAAUAAAAGAAUAAAAAUCCCUGCGCUAUUUUAUAUCACGGACGAGAAAAAUUCUACGAAAAUCUCUCGAUGUCGUACAACGAUCGUGUAAUUUUCUUAUAAUUCCUUUCGGCCACGAUAACUGAAAUUAAUCGAGAUAAAUUGUAAUCGAUAUUUCUCUCUCUCUCUCUGAUUACGCUCCCGAAACAAUCGAUCAACAAUUAUACGAUUGAUCUUUUAAAUUCCAGCUCUGAUAAAUCCGUAACGCUUGCAAAUCUCGUGUGGUACACACACGCGUCGGUCGGAUAAGCUUUAUUACGCUUUAAGACGGAUGCACGAGGACGCAAACAAGAAUAUCAAUUUUUCUGGAAGUCUGGUUAAAAGGGCAGGGCUCCAACUCGCCGUCUCUCUCGUUGCUAUUUGUAUUCGUGGCCGGUGCACAUCGGUAUCCAACACAAGGGAACAUAUUGGAUCGACGCGCAUGCUGGUGUCGUCCAAUACUUGUUCUUUAUUGGAUGAACCACGCAGCGGAGAGAAUUUUAAAAACUCUAUCGGUAUAGCCGAUAUAUCGCCCGCCGCUCGUGAAACCCGCUUGAAAAUAACGCCCCCGUCAAAUAUAAAGGAGGAGGAGAAGAGAGAAAUAAGAGGCGAGAGGAGGCGAGAUGAUAUCGAGAUUGUCAAAGGAUAGGAAGGA
Messenger RNA from Apis dorsata (giant honeybee), 2374 nucleotides. RefSeq lists its product as uncharacterized. Bases 2012 to 2368 code for a protein of 118 amino acids. The transcript has 2 exons. The record is from RefSeq and is a predicted model, not a curated record. Lineage: Eukaryota; Metazoa; Arthropoda; Insecta; Hymenoptera; Apidae.